This is a messenger RNA of Solanum tuberosum (potato), 1500 nucleotides long. RefSeq lists its product as uncharacterized. The coding region runs from base 321 to 1268 and encodes 315 amino acids. The transcript is spliced from 10 exons. The record is from RefSeq and is a predicted model, not a curated record. NCBI's taxonomy places the organism in Eukaryota, Viridiplantae, Streptophyta, Magnoliopsida, Solanales, Solanaceae.
UGUCCUGGGUGCAGUACUUCCAUUCAGAAGGCUAGUUACAAAUAUUUCUACUGUGACCUCACUGGUGGAUAUUUUGAACUUUGGAGAAUGUUAUUCAAAAUUUGUUGGAAUUUUUUUUUGAUUGAUAAACAAAAUUUGAUUCUGGCUAAAAACAUCCCUUUCUAAUUCUCUAGUAUAUGCGCUUGGUUCUAUAUCCUAAUAUUUUUCUUUCCAACCCUGGAUCUAACUGGUCAAGACUGUAUUUUCCCCCAGCCAUUUUGAUAUUGUAAAUUUAUCUCAAGAAUGCAGAAGCUUGUGUAUUCUAGGCUGCUCAUUUGACCAUGCUUAUAUUUCUCUUUUCACAGGUAGUUAUUCCUUUGGGAGAUAUUGACGAGAUAAGGAGGAGCCAGCAUGCAUUCAUUAACCCUGCUAUUACAAUAAUUCUGCGUACAGGUGCAGGCGGUCAUGGGGUACCUCCUUUAGGAAAUCCUGAUGGGAGAGUACGAUAUAUGUUCGCGUCUUUUUGGAAUAGGAAUCAUGCAAUUAGAGCCUUGCAACGAUCAUCAACGAACUAUCAUGCCAUGCUAGAAGCAGAGAAAAAGGAGAGGGAACAGUCAGCACUACGUGCACAUAGCAGCUCAGUUAAAGGAAGUAAAAAGAUGGAUAUGAGCAGGGAAGAAAAUGUGCCAAUGACUGGGAAAUCUCAGCCUUUUAUCAAAGAAGAAGUCCUUUCUGGUAUAUACAAUGACACCUUCCCAUGUACACCUCAACAAUUUUUUGACAUACUAUUGUCUGAUGGUUCAAAUUUCACUACCGAGUACCGUAUAGCACGCAAAGAUUCUAAUCUCAAUAUAGGUCCAUGGCAUUCUGCUGAUGAGUAUGACGGCCAAGUCAGAGAGAUUACAUUCAGAACCAUAUGUAACAGUCCUAUGUGUCCCCCAGAUUCAGCAAUGACGGAGUACCAGCACGCCAUCUUGUCCCCGGAUAAGAAAAUGCUGGUUUUUGAGACUGUACAACAGGCCCAUGAUGUCCCAUUUGGAUCAUGCUUUGAGGUUCACUGUAGAUGGUUGUUAGAGGCAUCUUCUGACUCGUCCUGCAGUUUAGACAUUAAAGUUGGUGCGCAUUUCAAGAAAUGGUGCAUUAUGCAGUCUAAAAUUAAGGCAGGAGCUGUCGACGAGUACAAGAAGGAGGUUGCAACAAUGACAGGGAUGGCUCGUUCAUUUGUUCAAUCCGGAAUCUCAGGUAGUGAAAUGCAAAAUGCUGCAUCUGAGCCUUCCAUUACUCAAUAGAACAUCUAAUUUAGGUUAUAUUUAGCUUCAGAAUUCUUUGAAAGUGUUUCAUAAUUCUGUUUUGUUUGUUUGUAAGUAAGAUAGUACUACCAUAAGUCCAUGUAAUUUUGUCACAAUCUUUGGAGAGUAACUGCACCCUAUUCCUCAAACAGAGGUCAAGUGGUGCUUUAUUUGUAAAUUUAUGGAUCACAAUUUUUGUAUCAAGAUUAGAUGAUUUUUCUUUUUCCUAGUA